CACUGACUGCUCUCUCAUCCUCACACACUCUCACUCGCUCAAGCACACACAUAUUCACACAAACCCAAACAAACACACUUUUCACUGCUCUCUCCCAUCUUGUAUCUCUGGAUGGCUGUCUCCAUGCGUGGCUUUCAGGUAUAGACACCUAUUGGUGUAAGUGGGUGUGCCAUGGCAGGGUGGAGGACUGUAGGGGCCACUAUGAUGGCUGUUGGACUGCUCAGCAUUCUCUGUGGAGUCCUGGCCUUCUUCCCUGCUGGGUCCUAUCACCCCUGGUUCAUCAGCUGGGAUGCCCAGAUCGCUGCCCCGGUCUGGACAGGAGCUCUGGCCACAAUAACAGGAGCCAGUGUUGUCACGGCGAACAGAGACCAAAACAGGAAGUCUUUGUGGGAGGUGGUCUACGUCUUUUCCAUCCUGACCUCUGUGACCUGUCUGUUGAUGUUUGCCGUUGCCACGGCAGCGGUGUUGACCGGACCACUGUGUUAUUACUCGUACCUCGGGGCGGUGGGGAUCGGGUACCUCUCCCACGCCGUCCGGUAUCCAUACCCCUACCGAGGCGGGCCGGGGCUGUGUCUGGACCCCCUUGGAGCAGAAUGGUACCACCUGGUCUUACACACCAUGGACCUGCUUACCAGCACCACCGUCUUCAUCCUCUCCCUCGGCAUCGUCGUCAUCCUUACCACACGCCUGCUGCACUCAGGGAAUGUGAACGUGAGAGGGUGA
Molecule: messenger RNA, 723 nt
Organism: Osmerus eperlanus (European smelt)
Lineage: Eukaryota; Metazoa; Chordata; Actinopteri; Osmeriformes; Osmeridae
Product: transmembrane protein 212-like
Exons: 3
Coding region: 172-723 (183 amino acids)
Cellular component (GO): membrane
Source: RefSeq, a predicted model, not a curated record